AAUAACUUCAAUGUGUUCGGUGGCGCCGUCGGGGAAUUUAACAAAAUAACUAGAGAACCGAGUGAAUAAAUAAAUAAAUGUUACUAAAUUGUUGAAAGUUAUGUGCACAUGCAAUCGUUUAAGCAAAUGCGGGCCUGCAGAUACAUUUCGAAUAAUCAUAAACGUGUGCGUUACUGUCGAUGCAACAGCAGCAGCAAAUAAGUGGGAAAGAAUGAGAGCGCAAAGCAGAUGGCAAAGAGCGUCGCGCCGCAUUGGUGUUGGUUUGUGUGUGUGCUCAAGUGCGUGUGUGUGCAUAUAAAGUAGAAAGCGGCGGUAAAAACUUGUAAAAACCACACACAUAUUAUACAUAGAUAUAUUUAUAUAUAUACAUAUGUCUACAACAAAUACUAUAAGGUUUUCAUUUCCGACGAGAUCGAUUUUAUCGUCAAUUGGAAUUUAAAAUAAGUCGCACUUAUUGCACUCCAGAGAAUCUGCAAGUCAAAACAAAACAAACGUGAAACGUAGCCGAAAAACGCCUGCGAGUGUGCGUGUGAGUGUGUGAGUAAGAAAGAGGCAAAUCAAAAAAUAUAGUGCAUACGAAGAGCAAGCGCAAAACGCAAUCGAUGAAAUUCGUGAUAAUCACAAAAUUUGUACUAACAAAUGGUUGAAUAAUAUUUAAGCCAGGGCUUUACAAAAAUACAAUAUAUACAUAUGUUUAAAUGAUAUCUUUAAACAUAAAACUCGUCAUUAUCGAAAGGUUUUAUUCUUAAAACGAAUGCAAACAUAAUAAUUGGGCUAAAUUAUUAUUGCCGACACUUUUGCGCCUUUUGUAUUGUCGCCUUGAGAGCUCUCUUUCGCUCCAUCAGCUCAAUAUGAUGUUGUUAAUCAGCUGCAGCCAACCUAAACAGUUAUAAUAUAUCAAUUAACAGCCACUCUUAUUGACUACGUAAGACAUAAUACGUAGUAGUAACAGUAAACAAUAUUGCUGCAGACAAACAUGAGUCGUCUACAGAAGCAACAGCCACAACAACAACUCCAGCGCAAUCAGUGCGAAAUCGUUAGUAGCAGCAGCAAUAAAAACACGAAAAGCAGACGUAAACCUCCGCUGCCAGCAGCGCCGCCUCCGCGAGAGGAUAUUGAAAAAAUGAUGGAACACAUCAAUGGACACGCGACAACGAAUGGUAAUGGAAGUGGGAAAACGUCGACAAAGCGUCGGCGGCAAAGCGACGAUGAAUCGCAACAACGACAACGACAACAACAACAACAGCAGCAGCAGCACUUGACCAAUGGCAUCAGCAGCAGCAACAACAGCAAGCAUGUCAAGUUGACGGAAGCAUCGUCGACUGCCAUCUCGAGUUCCCCCAGCUCAGCGUCAAGCUCAUCGACUGGGCAACAACAACGUCACAACAAUAACAGCAAAACUGUUAACUACAAUAAUAACAACAAUAACAGCAAGAAGACCAACAACAAUGUGCGCCCAUAUCACAAUAACAACACGAAGAAGAAGCAAAGCUCUAAUACAAAUCCAGAAACAACAACAACAAAAAGCACAACUGUGGAAUACAGUUACCGCAAUAACAUAUCCACCAUACCAACACCCCCCUCGCCAGCCUCGCCAGCGUCACCGACAAAUGAACCAAUCGCAUCGCCGGAAGUCGUUUGCAUUUCGGAUGCGGACAGCGAGGAGGAGAACGAUGAAUGUGCCGAAUAUUAUGACCAAGAAACGGAGGAGGACAGCGACUUGGAGAUCCAUGAGUCAACAGCACCCGCCCCCGCCACAGUCACCGCCUCAGCUGCGAGCAGCAGCAGCAGCACUUUAAGGCAUCCCAAUAAUAAAAACAACAACAAUGCAGCGGCCGCAGCAGCCGCGGCAGCAGCAGCGGCGGCGGCAGCAGAGGCAGCAGCAGCUGCCAACAACACAUCACCAUCCACAUACACGUUUCCCACAAGCAACACCAAUCCACUGGAUCUCGAAAACGAGGCGCAUCAGCGGGAUUUAGAGAACGUGACGGACUUGCGUUCCUAUGUCAAACUGUACAGCGAUGAGCAAGUGAGCUUGAAUGAUUUUAAAAUAAUUCGCGUGCUUGGCACGGGCGCUUAUGGACGCGUGUUUUUGGUACGAAAGUUGACCAGGCACGAUGCUGGAAAAUUGUAUGCGAUGAAAGUGCUCAAUAAGAUCACCGUAGUGCAAAAGCGCAAAACGGCUGAGCAUACAAAAACGGAACGUGUGGUGCUGGAGGCUGUGCAGCGUAGUCCGUUCCUGGUCGGCUUGCAUUACGCAUUUCAGUCAUCGUCAAAGCUGUAUUUAGUGCUGGACUACGCCAGUGGUGGAGAGCUUUUUAUGCAUAUUUAUCAUGCCGAAUAUUUCGAGGAAGCUCGCGUUCGCGUCUACAUAGCCGAAGUAGUUUUGGCACUGGAGCAGUUGCAUCAGCUGGGCAUUAUCUAUCGCGACAUUAAGCUGGAGAACAUUCUGCUCGAUGCCGACGGUCACAUUGUGCUCUCCGACUUCGGUCUGUCCAAGAUACUCACGGCGGAGUACGACUAUCGUGCGCACAGCUUCUGUGGCACCUUGGAGUACAUGGCGCCGGAGAUUAUACGCACUGGGCCGCCAGGACACGACAGUGCCGUCGACUGGUGGUCGGUGGGAGUGCUGACGUUUGAGCUACUCACCGGUGCCUCACCAUUUGCCACCUCGGAUGGGCAAAGUCAACAAUCGGAGAUCUCGAGACGCAUACAAAAGGAGCAGCCGCUGAUCCCAUCAUCAUUCAGUCCUCAGGCACGCGACUUUGUCAUCAAGAUGCUCGAGAAGAAUCCCAAGCGUCGGCUGGGUGGCAAUCAUCGUGAUGCUAGCGAAAUUAAGGAUCAUCCAUUCUUUAACGGCAUCAAUUGGCAGGAGUUGCGCAGCAAACGUCGAAAGGCGCCGUACAAACCAACCCUUACUGCCGAGGACGAUGUUCAAAACUUUAGCAGCGAAUUCACAGAUCAGACGCCUGAGGAUCCCGAGUGUGAUGCGCCCCCUGCACGCAUCCAAUUGUUCCGUGGUUACACCUAUGUGGCGCCCGAGCAUUUGGAGCAAAUGCGUCGCGACAAUCAUUGUCAGAUCGAGUACUGCAAUCCGGAUCUGCAGAAUAUUCCCUGUCGACCCGAUGAUUUUACGCUUGGUUCUCGCCAUACGCGUGGUGCCAAUGGCACAUGUUAUUUUGUGAUUGACGUGGAGAUUGUGUUUAUGGCCAAGGUGAUACCGCUGUCCAAGUUCCGCAUCUCCGAGGUGGAUGCGCUCACCUCGUGUGCGUUGGACAAGCACGGUCAUGAGCGCAUAGUCAACUAUUAUGGCGCGUUCCGGGACAAGUGCGAGGUGUGGAUCAUCACAGAGUGUUUGUGUGGCGAGGAGUUGGCCGUCCAUUUGCAGGCAAAGAAGCUCGAUGAGGACGUGUGCCGCGAGAUCUUUGUGCAACUGGUCGAAGCGAUACAGUAUGUGCACUCCAAGCAUUUCAUUCACGGAGACCUCAAGCCCGAGAACAUUAUGUUUGUAAGUCGCGAUCGCAUGGACGUUAGGCUGGUCGACUUUGGCAACGCAUGCUACAACAGCAAGUUCCAGAGCUGGCGCGACAAGCCGCGCUACACUUUGGACUAUGCGCCGCCAGAGCUGCUCAAGGAUCCCAAUGUGGUCACCUAUUCGCCGGCCGUGGACAUUUAUGGCCUGGGUGCCACGCUCUACAUGAUGCUGGUGGGUCAUGCGCCAUAUCGCAUGUACCGCGGCGACAAUGAUCACAAUCCCGAGGCACAUCACAAGCUGCGCAAGCGCAUGGAGAAGGAGACCUUCAAUCAGACCUCGCAUCGUUGGCUCAACGCAAGUCCGCAGUUCAAGCAAUUGGUCAGCUGGUGCCUGCAGAAGGAUCCAGCGAAUAGGCCGCAGUUGAGCGACAUACUCGACAGCGAGUGGAUGCAACAACAGCAGCCGACCAGCGAUCCCGAUGUGGACAUUGUGCCACUGCCCGAGCAAGUGGUUGUCGAUCUCAGCGAGGACACCAUGGAGCAGCCCGCAAUCGAGUUGCCAGCCAAGUUAGUCACCGCGACAGACGAACAACAACUGCCACAUCACCACGAGGAUGAUGAUUUGGUUGUGCAGGAGGUGUUUGAUCCCGAUUUUGCGGAACUCACCGAUUGCCUGGGCUUCGAUGAGAAUGCGCCACCAUUGCGACUGCCUGACGAGUACUACGUAGAACUGCCGCCGCCACCUCAGCCGCAGUUUGAAGGCGAGGCAUUUGUCGCCGAGCCGCCAACGCAAAUGUUGCCACCAGCAACUGUGCCGCCGCUGCGCAUUGACGGGGAGCAACGUCCACGGACGCGACAACAACGUCGCACCGAACUGCGUCAAACGGCGGGCACGCCGCCAGAGCCAGAGGACACCAAGGCCGGGCUGUAUCUGCUGAUGCAACAGCUGGCACCGACGGUGGAGGCGGAACUGCAGCAGCAUCGACAACCGAGGAGAGCCAAGUCACCGAGGAGAGCCAAGUCACCGCGGCCGCUGGAUGAUCUGCAGGGCUUCAAAAAGGUGAAGGGCAACCUGCGCAAGACGCGCGCCAGCUGGCGGCACUUUUGUCUACUGCUCAAUGGUGUGCAACAGGUGCUGAAGCAGCGUUUCAAGAAGCAACGACGCGUCUACUGUGCGCCCACCAUCAAAACCGAACUCCUGGACGAGGCCUACGAGAAGCCACUGAUAUUUCCACGACCACGACCGCCGGCCAAGCGCAAGGCGAAGCAGCCGAAAGUGGCAAGGGCGCCAACACGUGUCCAGCCGGAAAGAGCGCGUGCGCUGCGACAGCGUUAUGUAUUUGACUGACGACUGC
Molecule: messenger RNA, 4829 nt
Organism: Drosophila nasuta
Lineage: Eukaryota; Metazoa; Arthropoda; Insecta; Diptera; Drosophilidae
Gene: JIL-1
Product: JIL-1 kinase
Exons: 8
Coding region: 977-4822 (1281 amino acids)
Biological process (GO): protein phosphorylation
Molecular function (GO): protein serine/threonine kinase activity; ATP binding
Source: RefSeq, a predicted model, not a curated record